This is a messenger RNA of Adineta ricciae, 948 nucleotides long. The record is from the annotation of a GenBank genome assembly. Lineage: Eukaryota; Metazoa; Rotifera; Eurotatoria; Adinetida; Adinetidae.
AUGGUUGAUCAACCGGAUGAAAUUUUAUCUCGUUUACGAGGAAUCUCGUCGGAUGAGAAAAGUGAAAUGGGAAAAUUAAAAUGUCGAAUUGACGAUCAAGCACGAUUGAUAAUGAUGCUGAAGAAACGAAAUGAUGAAUAUAUUUUAACAAAUAUGACUUUGGACAAACAUGUCAUCGAUUUAGAAAAUCAAUUAGACGAAUUAAGACAACAACUCAACGAAUCUGAAAAUCAAAAUCAACAAAUCGAAGUUUUAAAUCAAACCAUUGAACAGUUGAAAAACUCGAAUUAUCAAUGGCAAUUGAAAGAACAGGAAAAUAAAGACAAAGUUUCAUUAACAAAUCAACAAUUUCAGCAAUUCCAACUGCAAAUUUCGUCUCUGAAUGAACAAGUUCAAUCGAUGGAAAAAUUAUUAAAAGAUGCGAAUGAAAAGAAAGAUUUCAUGGAAAAAGAAUUUAAAGAAAAAUUUAUUUUCAAAGAGAAAAUUAUUCAAAAACAAAUUCAUCAAAUGGAACAAAUUCAAAAUCAAAUUCAAAAAACAGAAGAAAGAAUUGAAGAAAAACAAAGAUUUAUUGAACAAAUGGAAAAAACUCAUCGCAUCGACAUUCAACAAAUUGAAAAAGACAAAAAAUCUCUUGAAGAACAACUCAACAAAUUUCAAAAACGUCUUCAAGACUCGUCCGUCAACGAAGAUAAACUUCGUCAACAAUUGAAUAAAACUGAACAAUUAUUAAAAGAAGCCAAACAAAGAUUUAUAACUGAAGAAGAACGUGUCAAUUCAGAUAUUCGUAUCAAACAAAUUGAACAAAAGUUAAUUGAAAGUCAAACGAAAGUUGAUGAACUUCAACAAGAAUUCUUUGCGUAUAAAAAUUACACCGCAUCAUUACUAAAUAAAGAAAAACAAUUAAAUGAACGAUUACAACUUUUAUUAAAUGGAAGAACUUCAUAA